AAAUUAGGAAAAAAAGGAAACCCUAAUUUUGUAUUCCGGUGAGAUUGGGGAUUCUCAUCAAAAGGGCCGCCGUAAUCGUUUACCACGUUGCUGGUUUAUUGUGAUCUGUCUCCCUCUCUCUCUCUCUAAAAGAGAAGAGGGCCUCCUCUCUCUCACCCACCAUUAGAGACAGGCCCCAUUUCCCUCUCUAGACGAACCAUCUCUUUCUCUCUCUAGAAGUCUACCCAUCUCUCUAGACGACCCAUCUCUUUCUCUCUUUAGAAGUCUACCCAUCUAUCUCUCUCUCUAAAAGUCUACCGAUAUUUGUCGUGUUUCUCUCUCUAUAAGGCCCCAUUGUUGCAUAAAUAUAAGAACUCUUGAUCGUGUUUUGUUGCCACCACUUUUUGGGUUCAUCUCCUCCACUUGAUUCUCACCCUUUUCCGGAGUCUCUUAACUUCUCCUGCCUCCCUUCUCUAGAGAGAGAAACUGCUCUGUUAGAGAGAGGUCUAGAGAGAGAGAGUCCAUUGUCUUGCAAACAUGUCGACCUGCUCAGCUGACUUGGCGCCGCUGCUCGGCGCUAAUGGCACCCAAGCGGCCGCCCUAAUCUGCUCUCAGUUCGCUGCCACAACCUCCGCAGUGGACACAACCUAUCUUCUCUUCUCUGCGUACCUCGUCUUUGCUAUGCAGCUCGGCUUUGCCAUGCUCUGUGCUGGCUCGGUCCGAGCCAAGAACACCAUGAACAUCAUGCUCACCAACGUCCUUGAUGCGGCAGCCGGAGGCCUCUUUUACUAUCUCUUUGGUUACGCCUUUGCCUUUGGGGUACCGAGCAAUUCGUUCAUCGGCCAUCGUUUCUUCGCUCUGCGUUCGUUCCCAUCCGCAGAUGCAGAUUACUCCUUCUUUCUGUAUCAGUGGGCGUUCGCGAUCGCAGCGGCCGGGAUCACGAGCGGAUCGAUUGCGGAGAGGACACAGUUCGUGGCCUACCUCAUAUACUCUUCGUUCCUGACGGGCUUCGUGUAUCCGGUGGUUUCGCACUGGGUUUGGUCGGCUGAUGGAUGGGCCAGCGCCUCCAAUUUGGGGAACCUCCUCUUCCACAGCGGCGUCAUUGAUUUUGCAGGCUCUGGUGUUGUGCACAUGGUGGGUGGCAUCGCUGGCCUGUGGGGUGCCCUGAUUGAGGGGCCCCGUAUUGGCCGUUUUGAUCACGCAGGCCGCAUGGUUACGCUCCGCGGCCACUCUGCUUCCCUUGUUGUCCUUGGAACCUUCCUACUCUGGUUUGGUUGGUACGGCUUCAACCCGGGCUCCUUCCUCAAGAUCGCUGUCCCUUACACGUCCACCAUUCAUGGCCAGUGGUCUGCAGUCGGCCGCACUGCUGUCACCACUACCCUUGCAGGUUGCACUGCUGCCCUCACCACCCUAUUUGGAAAACGUAUCCUUGUAGGCCACUGGAACGUCCUCGAUGUAUGCAAUGGCCUGCUUGGCGGGUUUGCUGCCAUCACCUCUGGUUGCUCUGUCGUCGACCCAUGGGCUGCCAUCAUUUGUGGAUUCGUUGCUGCCAUUGUCCUCAUUUCCUGUAACAAACUGGCGGAAAAAUUGAAGUUAGAUGAUCCUCUCGAGGCCGCACAAUUGCAUGGCGGUUGUGGAGCUUGGGGAAUCAUCUUCACCGCUCUCUUUGCAAGAGAGACGUAUGUGAGUCAGGUCUAUGGAGGCAACUCAGACAGGCCAUAUGGGUUGUUUAUGGGGGGAGGAGGGAGAUUGCUGGGUGCUCAUCUGGUCCUGAUUUUGGCCAUCAUUGGGUGGGUGAGUGCGACGAUGGGGCCCUUAUUUUUCGGGUUGCACAAGCUGGGUUUGCUGAGGAUAUCGGCCGAGGACGAGAUGGCAGGGAUGGAUCUCACCCGGCAUGGUGGGUUCGCUUAUGUCUACCAUGAUGAGGACUCUCAUUCAGGGGGGGCCAGCAAUGGCUUCAUGAUCAAGCCAGCCCCUUCGCCUCCUCCUCCGGCGAACAGCGUUUAGCGUUUAGAAGAAGUCUAGGUGAAACUUUGAAUAGGGAAGGAAAGGGUCAUGUGAAUAGGGAAAGAAACUCAUCCCACUCCCAUUCUAUCUUAUCGGGUGUGUGAAAAGUUAUUUUUUUUUGUCUUGGAGCCUUCAUUUCUUUGCUGUGAAUAGUUGGCAUUGUCUCUUCCUCUAUUUGCAAUGGUAUGCUUUGAUUGUUAUUUUUGUUGGACCAAAGCCAAAUGUCUUCAUUCAUUUUUCAUCCUCUAUUUGCAAUAGUAUGCUUUGAUUGUUA
Amborella trichopoda is the source of this 2260-nucleotide messenger RNA. Its product is annotated as ammonium transporter 1 member 1. The record is from RefSeq and is a predicted model, not a curated record. Gene Ontology annotation, cellular component: plasma membrane. Lineage: Eukaryota; Viridiplantae; Streptophyta; Magnoliopsida; Amborellales; Amborellaceae. Gene Ontology annotation, molecular function: ammonium channel activity. Gene Ontology annotation, biological process: ammonium homeostasis; ammonium transmembrane transport.